Carassius gibelio (silver crucian carp) is the source of this 1528-nucleotide messenger RNA. RefSeq names its product podocin-like. Gene Ontology annotation, cellular component: plasma membrane. Bases 131 to 1291 code for a protein of 386 amino acids. The transcript has 8 exons. The record is from RefSeq and is a predicted model, not a curated record. Lineage: Eukaryota; Metazoa; Chordata; Actinopteri; Cypriniformes; Cyprinidae.
AUUCAUUAGAAGAGUGCAAACACUCCCCUGUCAUCAUACGAACCUGCAGAGGCCUACAGAGAUACUCCCUGUUCAGACCCACAGACGUCCCCAGGAGCAGACCAAGACACCAGAGGAACCCUCACGACAGAUGCUUCUAAUGAGCGAAGCCGUGAUGGAGAAAUCUACGCAUUCUGCAAGAUCUGGACAGGAAAAGCAGGAGCCAUCGCCUUCUGCUAAAGAGAGGAAAACCAAAGCCCCCAAAUCCGUGAAGCUCCAAGAGCCCCGCAAAAGAAAAGAAAAACCAGAAGAGGAAAGAGGUGAAGCCAGAGAGGCUCAAAUCAUCUCCAGCAGCACUGUUGUUAACGUAGACAGUGUAAGGGAACGAAUAAAAGAAGAUCGAGAGGAGUUAUUGGGAUUAUUGGAGACUGACGGGCUUGGGGAAGCCUUGAAGAAGAGAUACCUUGGAAUUUGUGAGAUGCUUCUCAUAGUUUUGGUCCUGUCUGUGGUGAUCUUCUUCUUUCCUGUUUCCAUAUGGUUCUGUGUGAAGAUCGUGAAAGAACAUGAGAGAGCCGUGAAAUUUCGAUUGGGGCAUCUACUUCAGAAGAGACCACGCGGCCCUGGACUGAUGUUUUAUCUCCCAUUUUUGGAUGUGUGCCAUAUUGUCGACAUUCGUCUGCAAAUACUGAAGAUCCUUCCUCACGCGGUGGUGACCAAAGAUCUGGUGUGUACCGAAGUGAGCGCGGUGUGUUACUAUCGUAUCGAGAAUGUGUCUGUGUGUUAUUCCUCCCUCGCUGGCGUCCCCGAUGUGCUGCAGGCUCUGACCCAGGUCUCUGUCAGAGAGAUACUGGCCCAUCAUGCCUUCACUGACAUUUUGCUGGACCGCAAACGGAUGGCCCGGGAGAUUCAGGUCAGUUUAGAUUCGGUAACCUGCAGGUGGGGUAUCAAAGUGGAGAGAGCAGAAAUAGAAGAAAUUAGUCUUCCACCUGAGCUGCAACACAACUUCGCGGUGGAGGCCGAAGCGAGACGUCAGGCAAAAGUCAAAGUGAUCUCUGCAGAAGGAGAAAAGGUGGCUUGUGAGGCUUUGAAGGCCUCUGUAGAGUCUCUCUCUGGUUCUCCACUGGUGGUGCACCUUCGACUCCUGCAGCUCCUCAACAAUCUGCGCUCCGAGCAGCCUGCUGUGGUCCUCAACAUACCUUCUGAUGUCCUGACUCAAUCCAUCGACCUCACCAGUUUGACCAGACCUGCCAAUCAAGGUCCGACUGCAGGUGACGGCUCAGAUGAUGCAAACAAAGACUCGCCCAUGAUGUAAAGACAGCAUGGCUAUCAAUGUUUACUUAAAGUUCCAUAUGACGCAUUUUACAUAGACAACUUACUGAUACACUACAGUAUUUACCUUUGCUCCAUCUGAUUCUCACUUUAACUUAAUCUUUAUAAAUACUAAACAUUUACACUGUUAAAGCUGCAGUCUGUAACUUUUAUAACUGCAUGCGUCUUGAAGAAGAGCACUGCAGCCGGAGCUACUUCUCUUUAUUUAGCUACUCUGCAG